AUGCUGAGUGAUGAUGAAUCAGAGAAUGAUCCGGAAUUACGUGAACCACAGGUGAAACGACGACGUCUUCAUAAUAGUGAUAAGGAGUAUGAGGAAAGGAAUGAAUUAGAAAAAGGAAGCAACGAAGAUAUCAUACCAUUUGCUGAAGAGGAAUACGAAAGCAUUGAUUGUAAAACGAUGCUACAAACUGAGAAGGAAUAUUCAUGGAAUACUGAAGAGGAAAAGAAAUUGAAUGAAUCAACAUGUUUAACAAUAACAGCAACAACAACAACAACAACAACAACAACGACAACAGCAAUCAAUAAUAAUAGCUGUACCAUAACGAAUCAUCAUUCUGAUAUUGAGAAUUCCUGGAAUGAUAAGACAAAUAAUUUCCAAGGAAUGAAUUCUCAUUUAACUUGGCUUCCACCAACAAAUGUUGACGAACAACGACGACAACGAAUUCAACAUUCACCGGUGAAAAGUUUCUACAAGACAGUACCACUGGAUGAAACAGGGGCCACAGAUACGGAAGUACCACGGGUAUCGAUGUCAAGUUGGCCUACUGGAAAUUUAGGUUCUCCAACAGAUAUGCAUGUGCUUACCGAUUCCUUAAUUGUGAAUACGGAAGAGGAACCUGAAAUGGAUUCUAAUGAUGACAUUAAG
Molecule: messenger RNA, 645 nt
Organism: Acanthocheilonema viteae
Lineage: Eukaryota; Metazoa; Nematoda; Chromadorea; Rhabditida; Onchocercidae
Source: the annotation of a GenBank genome assembly